AUGAAAGGUUUAAAUUUGGACUGGACAAAGACCUCAAGGGGAAGAGUAGAGCAGUUAAACGAAUUGGAUGAAUUCAGAUCCAGAGCCUAUGAAAGUUUAGCCCUGUACAAGGAAAAGAUGGAGAAAUGGCAUGAUGCUAAAAUUCUUAAGAAGGAGUUUAAAGUGGGAGACUGGGUGUUACUAUACAAUUCCCAACUUAGACUCUUUUCAGGAAAGCUCAAGUCCAAAUGGUCAGGACCAUUUAGACUAACAAAAGUAUUCACAAAUGGUGCCAUAGAAGUCGAGGGUCAAGAGGGACCUGCAUUUAAGUUGAAUAGGCAGCGCUUAAAAUUAUACUUUGGAGAAUGCCAAGAGAUUUCUUUGAUUGAGGUGGUGUACCUGGAAGAUGCUUGA
Molecule: messenger RNA, 393 nt
Organism: Solanum stenotomum
Lineage: Eukaryota; Viridiplantae; Streptophyta; Magnoliopsida; Solanales; Solanaceae
Exons: 1
Coding region: 1-393 (130 amino acids)
Source: RefSeq, a predicted model, not a curated record